UUUUGAAAAAUGCUUCCUGUUUCUUUAAAGGCGCUCGCAGCGGCUCGGGCGGCCGGGCUGGGGAGGCGGUGGAGGCGGGAGCUGCCUCCUCUCCGGGCGGCGGCGCUUACUGAUCUCGCCAACCCGGCUUCUGUGUAAACUGAGGCUAAACAAACACAGAUGGAGCGCAGCGGGCGUGCUGCAGAAAUGCUGGCGAGGCGGCCGCGACUUCAGAUGACACUCUGAGCGCUCGGGGACGCACAGCCCGUGGCUUCGCGCGGAGCCCGGGGCGCAGCUGCCCGGGGCGAGGGGUGCAGUGGGGAGGGAAAGGGCGAGCCGGGGACGCCAUGAAGCCCCUUCCGGCGCUCGAGGACCGGUCGUGGAAGCCCGUGUGCGUGCAGGAGUUGCACGGGCUCAAGAAGCUCAAGCGGAAAGCCAAGGAGCCGGCGCGGCGCGCGAAUGGCUAUAAAACUUUCCGAUUGGACUUGGAAGCUCCCGAGCCCAGCGCCACCGCCGCCGCCACCAACGGGCUGCGGGACAGAACCCAGCGGCUGCAGCCGGCCCCGGCCCCAGUGCCAGCCCCCGUGGCGCCGGCAGCUCCCGCAGCCGCGGGCGCGGACCUGGCUGGGGAGCGCAGGGGUGCCCGGGCGCCCGAAGUGCCGGACGCCCAGCGACGCGGCUUCGCCCUGGGCGCAGUGGGACCUGGACUCCCCACACCACCGCCGCCCCCUCCAGCGCCCCCGUGCCUGGCUCCCGGACGUCCGGAGACGCAGCCUUUUCGGGAGCCGGGCGUGCGUCCUCGCAUCUUGCUGUGCGCACCGCCCGCGCGUCCCACGCUGUCCGCGCCUCCAGCAUCCGAUGCACCGACCGAGUCCUCCGUGCGCCCCUCGCCCCCCACGCGCCCGGGGGAAAGUUCCUACUCGUCAAUUUCACACGUAAUUUACAAUAACCACCCGGAUUCUUCGGCGUCGCCUAGGAGACGGCCGGGCGAAGCUACAGCCGCCUCAUCGGAGAUCAAAGCCCUGCAGCAGACCCGGAGGCUCCUGGCGAAUGCUCGGGAGCGGACGCGCGUGCACACCAUCAGCGCGGCUUUUGAGGCACUCAGGAAGCAGGUGCCGUGCUACUCGUACGGGCAGAAGCUGUCCAAACUGGCCAUCCUGAGGAUCGCCUGUAACUACAUCUUGUCCCUGGCGCGGCUGGCCGACCUCGACUACAGCGCCGACCACAGCAACCUCAGCUUCUCCGAGUGUGUGCAGCGCUGCACCCGCACCCUGCAGGCCGAGGGACGUGCCAAGAAGCGCAAGGUACGCACCAGCGUGCAGGCGGCAGCCGCUGGGAGUGCGGAAGGAGUGAGUGGCCAUGGGCCGACGGAGGACGCUGCAGUGGCCUCUCUUCAGCCAGGCCGAGGAAUGAGGACCGUGUGCCACACCAGCCCCAGUCUCCAUCUUCUCCAAGAUGCUAUCAGCCUUCCACCCGCUGCUGCCACUGCCGGGUCACCUGGGGCAGGAGCAAGCCGGCCUCCCCGUCACCUCCUGUCCUCCCCUAGCUGCGGCAAUGGCCAUGUGGUGGUUUCGCACUUUGCUGCUCCUUGGUCGAGAGGGAGAGCUCAGCCCUCCUCUUAAGGCGCAGCCUUAGGCCCUGAGGCCGUGGAAAUUCACUGCCAAAGAUUUGACAGAGACGCUGAACAAGAUGGGGGAGGGUCUAAACCUGCCAGCGGGAAGCCACGCCGUGGCUCUGUGACUGUUCCUCCUGUCUCCUGAGUCCUAUCUCAAGCCAAAGAUGAACCGGCAGGGCUACCAGGAGCUCCUGCGAGACAUGGGCAUUUGGUGACCGUGGGAAGCACGUGACCCUCUGAACUGUUGCUCUGUCUACACUGGCACCUGAGCUGGCUGGGUGCAAGCGAAACCUUCUGGGGGUGCCUGGGGGAUGGAGAAGAGUGUCUGACAUCCCUGCACCCUUCUUUUUCGUCCAUCAACUGCCCAGGCCUCAGACCCAGAUUCUCAGUGUCCUCUGGGCCCAGGGUCCUUCAGAGGGCCUGAGUAGCCUGAGAAGGGAGUCAGGGUGAGGAGAAGAAGAGAAGCCAUUGUACCCCGUGCCCCACCCUGGGACUUGCCCAGGUCUUUGCUCUCCCAGCCAGUGGUCCCCUUGGGCUGGGGAAAGCAAGGCGGCACCCCAUGGGAAGGCAGUGAUUAUCACAGGUGGGCAGGAGGGCAGAGGGGGGAAGGGACCAGGGGAGCGGGCCAGGAUGCGGGGUGGGGGGUAGUUCAAAGCCAAGGCCUGCUCUUUCCUUGUGCUCAAAAGGCCAAAGCUGUUCAUGUCUGUGCUCAACCAUCUGCUUCAAAUUGAAGUAAAAGCCUCAUCAUGUAAUGAAA
Molecule: messenger RNA, 2351 nt
Organism: Cavia porcellus (domestic guinea pig)
Lineage: Eukaryota; Metazoa; Chordata; Mammalia; Rodentia; Caviidae
Gene: Atoh8
Product: atonal bHLH transcription factor 8
Exons: 3
Coding region: 327-1601 (424 amino acids)
Biological process (GO): axon development; sensory organ development; positive regulation of transcription by RNA polymerase II
Cellular component (GO): nucleus
Molecular function (GO): protein dimerization activity; DNA-binding transcription factor activity, RNA polymerase II-specific; E-box binding
Source: RefSeq, a predicted model, not a curated record